GGUGGCGGCGGUGGGCGAGCCGAGCCGGUGGUGGCGGGUGCGGUGGUAUGCAGGGCAGAGUGAUGGAAAGAGCGAGGGGGUGACCGAGGUGGUGGUGAGUCUGGAGGCGCUACAAGCAAGCUCGGGGCUGUCGGCGAGCUCUUUACCAAGGCUGGUCGCGAGAAGCGGGCGGCGGCGCGGGCGGCGCGGCUGGCCGACAUCCGGGCUGAGCUUGGCACGGGAUACUUUGACGAGCUCGGCGAGGUCAACUCGGUGGUGCGGGAGGCCGGCGCCGGUGCCUUUCAUCCGGGCGCUGCUGGAGAGAGCGAAGAAGCGUUUCCGGCGGCGGCAGCAGUGAGCAGCAUCGAGGAUGCCGACGAGUUUCCGCGGGUCGAGGCGACGUCGCUCAGCUCACGGGACGUGGUGCUCGCGUCGGACAUGUUUGUGGAGCCGUCGGUGGUGCUUGUGGCGUUCCGCGACUCGGCGAUGGAGCACACCCGUGACUGGGGCGCAGCGCUCGCGGCGCACGGCGGGCUGAGCGCGCUGCCGCGGACACAUCUGCUGUUUGUUGAGACGCGGGUACUCAAGCUGUUCAAAUCGCUCUUUGUCUCGUCGCUGCGGCAGGCGACGCCGGCGUCGCAGGUUGAUGCGACGCUCCUCUCAUUCGACGCGGACGAGACGGUGCGCGCAGCGCUUGGAGUGGACAACCGGCUGUUCGGCUACGCACUCCUUGUCGACGCAGAGGGACGGAUCCGGUGGCGCGGCAAGGGCCCUGCGACGGCCGGCAACGUGCAACGAUUGGCGAGCGCGGUGAGCGGACUGUAAAGUGAAGAAGAGGAA
Messenger RNA from Thecamonas trahens ATCC 50062, 819 nucleotides. RefSeq lists its product as uncharacterized. Gene Ontology annotation, biological process: mitochondrial proton-transporting ATP synthase complex assembly. The transcript has a single exon. Gene Ontology annotation, cellular component: mitochondrial inner membrane. The coding region runs from base 418 to 804 and encodes 128 amino acids. The record is from RefSeq and is a predicted model, not a curated record. NCBI's taxonomy places the organism in Eukaryota, Apusomonadida, Apusomonadidae.